Erpetoichthys calabaricus (reedfish) is the source of this 4588-nucleotide messenger RNA. RefSeq names its product oocyte zinc finger protein XlCOF6-like. The record is from RefSeq and is a predicted model, not a curated record. Gene Ontology annotation, biological process: regulation of transcription by RNA polymerase II. Bases 611 to 2842 code for a protein of 743 amino acids. Gene Ontology annotation, molecular function: RNA polymerase II cis-regulatory region sequence-specific DNA binding; DNA-binding transcription factor activity, RNA polymerase II-specific. The transcript has 6 exons. Lineage: Eukaryota; Metazoa; Chordata; Cladistia; Polypteriformes; Polypteridae.
AUUUUUUUCACCGACGUAUGUAGCUACUGUAUCCACCGCGCUCUGCAGUUCCUCUGUUUGCUCGUAUGAGAACCUCGUGCGCAGACUUUUUCACGACCACAAGAUCAAGCAAAGGUGCGGAAGGUCCUACUGGUGUGCUAAACACGUCAGCCUGUCUUUAGGGUCUCUGAGACUGGAGGAGGUCAGGAGUCCAACUGUACAGCAGGCACUGAUGGGCAUCAGCACCACGACUGGUAACAAGAUAGAGAUGGCAGAUAGUUCAGCUGGACAUCAUCCUAUAUGAGUAUCCAAGCAGACAGCAUAUUAAGAGCACAGCGAGUCUGUCUACUCCAGUAUGGCCCUGACAUAACACCCUGUACAGCUGUACACGACUCCACUUUACUGCUCAUUUAGCACACACUGCACUGAGGCUGUCAAGUCAUAGCCAUUAAAUCAUUCAAUCUGAACAGCUGGAAAUUGAUUUUGGCAAUGAUAUUUCUGGGCUUUCCCAUUUCACAUGGCCAUACACAGAGGUGUCUAAUGGCCUCCAGCUCAGGGCUGUCCAUGUGAGAAGGGAAUCUGAGAAGAGAAGGACAUACACUUAAAGAGAGAGAAGAGUUUUCCACAGAGCAUGGCCUCUGCCAAAGAAGAUGGCGUGGAUGGAAGAACGGUGGACAUUAAAGAAGAGGACUGUGAGCGGCUCACACCAGAGGAUAUGAGUGUGAAGCUGGAGGAUAACGAAGAAAGAAUUUCAGAUUUUAAAGAGGAGGAGGAGUGCAAGGGGGUGACUGCUGCCAUUAAAUUUGAGGAUUUGAAUGAUUUCUCCGUUGGUCUUGAACUUCAAAAGCAUGAAACCGAGGAUAUUUUCAAACAAGAUGCCUGUGAAGAAUCUCCAUCCAGUUUACAGCCCUGGUCCACGAAUACGGGACGACUGGCUACGCAGGAGAAUUUGGCAGAGCUGAAAUCAGAGUUAUCAGAGUCUGAAGAGAAAAUCACAGAGGGAAAUGGGAGAGAAGGAGAAGAGUCACCUGGGAGUGUUGGAAUAAAUGUACAGAAGAAUGGCAGCUUCUCUCCACCUUCAUUUGGUCAGCCCUCUCUUCAGUACAAAGAGAAAGGUAGGAAGAAAUCAGCAAGAGGAUCAGAGAACCUGACAGCAGCCUUUUUGCAGUGCAGUUCUCUCCCUGCUACUGGAGUAACACAGACAGAAGCCAUCAAAACUGAUCGACAGCAAGUGGAGAAAGAAAUCCAAAUUCAUACUGGAGAUAAAUGUUUGGAAUGCGGCAAACAAUUCACACACAAAAGUGAUCUUAAUGAGCAUAUGAAGAUUCACAAUGGAGAAAAAACAUACUGUUGUCAUGAAUGUGGUAAGUCGUUCUCAAGUAGAAGCAUUCUUCAGACGCACAGAAGAAGCCACGCAGGAGAAAAACCUCAUUGCUGUCCAGAAUGUGGCAAGUCAUUCUCAUGGAGAAGCCAUCUUCAGAGACACAUAAUAAUCCACACAGGAGAAAAACCUCAUUGCUGUUCAGAAUGUGGUAAAUCUUUCCAAAGCAUAAGCUAUCUUCAGAACCACAGAAAAAGCCACACAAGAGAUAAACCUUAUUGUUGUCCAGAAUGUGGCAAGUCAUUCUCAUGGAGAAGCCAUCUUCAGAACCACAGAAGAAUCCACAAAGGAGAAAAACCUCAUUCCAGUUCAGAAUGUGGUAAGUCGUUCUCCUGUAAAAGCGAUCUUCAGAACGACAGAAGAAUCCACACAGGAGAAAAACCUCAUUCCAGUUCAGAAUGUGGUAAGUCGUUCUCCUGUCAAAGCGAUCUUCAGAACGACAGAAGACGCCACAAAGGACAAAAACCUCAUUGCUGUUCCGAAUGUGGUAAGUCGUUCUCAUAUAAAAGUGUUCUUAAGACGCACAGAAGAAUCCACACAGGAGAAAAACCUCAUUACUGUCCAGAAUGUGGAAAGUCGUUCUCAUGUAUAAGCUAUCUUCAGAACCACAGAAGAUGCCACACAGGAGAAAAACCUCAUUGCUGUCCAGAAUGUGGUAAGUCGUUCGCAUGGAGAAGCCAUCUUAAGAACCACAGAAGAAUCCAUACAGGAGAAAAACCUCAUUGCUGUCCAGAAUGUGGUAAGUCAUUCUCAUGGAGAUGCAAGCUUCAGAGCCACAGAAGAAUCCACACAGGAGAAAAACCUCAUUCCUGUUCAGAAUGUGGUAAGUCGUUCUCAUGGAGAAGCCAUCUUCAGAACCACAGAAGAAUCCACACAGGAGAAAAACCUUAUUGCUGUCCAGAUUGUGGUAAGUCAUUCUCAUGGAGAUGCAAUCUUCAGAGCCACAGAAGAAUCCACACAGGAGAAAAACCUCAUUCCUGUUCAGAAUGUGGUAAGUCAUUCUCAUUUAAAAGCGAUCUUCAGAACCACAGAAGACGCCACACAGGAGAAAACCCUCAUUGUUGUCCCGACUGUGGUAAGUCGUUCUCAUCUAAAAGUGUUCUUAAGACGCACAGAAAAAUCCACACAGGAGAAAAACCUCAUUGCUGUUCAGAAUGUGGUAAGACGUUCUCAAGGAGAUCCUAUCUUCAGACCCACAGCAAAAUCCACACAGGAGAAAAACCUUAUUGUUGUCCAGAAUGUGGUAAGUCGUUCUCAAGGAAAUGCCAUCUUAAGACACACACAAAAAUCCACACAGGAGAAAAACCUUAUUGUUGUCCAGAAUGUGGUAAGGUCUUCUCAUGUAUAAGCUAUCUUCAGAGGCACAGAAAAAUCCACACAGGAGAAAAACCUUUUUGCUGUCCAGAAUGUGGCAAACAAUUUUCUGACAUACGCAAUUUUCAGAGGCACACAAAAAAUCAUACUGGAUUGAAGCCAUGUUGAUGUUCUAAAUGUGGAAACAGUUUUUUCAACAUUCGCUUUUUUCAAAUACACACACAACCUUGCAUGGAAGAGAAAAUGCAGUAUGUAUGUUCUGAAUGUGGCAAAUGUUGUACAAGACAGAAAAUCUUUAUAGACCCACCAAAAUCCAUACUGAAGAAAAAUCUUAUUGCUCUUCUGAAUGAGGGAAAUGAUACUUAGAUUUAUCCUCACUUCAGUACCACAUUAGAACUCCUGUGGGAGAGAAACCUUAUUUUUGUUCUUAAUUUGAUAAGCAGUUCUCACAAUUCAGCACCCUAAAAAGUUGCAUCAGAAAUCACAUUUGAGAGAAACCACACGUUGCUUGGAUUGUGGCAAACGAUUCUCAUGCGUCAAUUCUCUUUAUAAUCAUUGGAGAAAUCAUACUGGAGAGAAGCCUUACAGUUGUACUGAGAGUGGAUUGCGAUUCUCAUAUAACAGUUCUCUUCAAAAACAUAAAAUAAUUCAUUUUCAUUUGAACCAAACUAUUCUGACUAUGGCGAGCUUUUCUCAGACAGCACAACUCUUAAACACCACAUGAGGAUUCACUCUGGAGAAAAACCCUAUUGCUGGUCAGAAUUUGGCAAACAAUUGUCAUGUCCUAGCGCAUUUAGAAACAGGAUCCACACUGGAGAGAAGCAGUACACCUGGUCUGAAUGUGGAACAGAGUACUCUUCCAAAAAAAGUUUUCGGAGACACACACAAAGUCAUAUUGGAGUAAAGCCUGUCGGAGCAAUGACAAAUGAUCUUUCCACUGGCUUCUCAAACAAAAAAAUUGAAGAAAAAUCUUCUGCAUCUGGUAAGGAACUUCAGUUUAAAGUAGUUAAUAAGUAUAUAAUAGUGGAGAAAACACAGAAAGUGGCAAACAGAUCGUAGAUGUAAGGUAACCUCAGAGCCACCUGUGAAUACACACUGGAAUACAACACAUAUUUCACAAACAGCAAGAAUCUUCUUCAACAACUUAUAGGUGCAAGAAAAAAUGUCAUUGUUGUCCUAAAUGUGGUUAACGCUUUUCAGACAGCAGUGGCCUUCAUAUUCAUAAAUGACUGGCCUACUUGUGGUAAGCCUCUUAGCUGUUCUGAAUGUUGAAAGUGGUCCUCCUGUAUCAGCCAUCAACAGCAACAUGUAAGAUUUCAUGAAGGACUCAGAAACUGUACUACCAGGACGUCGGCCAUACAGGGACUGAUCAUCUCUGCACCGGUGCUGUGACAUAAGAUGGUGAACAAUAUAAACACCAGACAACAGAAUGAGGUAGCAACAGUACUGUGCGGUGAUAACAACUUCAACCACAGAACACAACUGAAACAGUUCAAUGUAAUAAUGAAAAAAUGGAGAAGUGAAAUCAAGUCCACAGUGUAGUGCCAACUACUAGGAGGUACCACUGACAACAAGGGAAUAUUUUUGUUUCAGAGGUUUGGAGAUGGGGCCUUAUCUGAGUAGCAAUGAACUUGUACCAUCUCUGGGAUGUCAUCUGAUGGCUGACACCUGGUCUGAGUGCAGACAGCCGUUCUUAACCCUGAUAAUGAAGAAGUCAUUUAGUGACGUCAGCUGACAGCCACUGCUGUCCAAUCAGAUAUGGGGGAGGGACAGUCGAGGAGGACAGGAGACUAAAAAGAGAGCCGUCACAUGACAGACCAAUGUAGAGGGGCUUUAUAAGACUUUUACACUAAUUUAGGUUAUCGUUUAUAAACAAUAAGAGUCUUUACAAACCAAACACAUUAAUCGGCGGUG